UGAAAUACAGGGCAGGAGUGCAUUGUCUUGAAAGUAUUUUCUGGUGAUUUUCUUUAUACAGUACUGUAUACGGCGUUUGAUACGUUCAUUUUAUAGUGUUUCUACUGUCUUGUACCGCCUAAAAAAUGAACACCGUUCUAUCAAGAGCUAACUCCCUUUUCGCCUUCUCAUUGAGCGUCAUGGCGGCCUUAACCUUUGGCUGUUUCAUCACAACAGCGUUUAAAGAUCGAACUGUUCCUGUUGACGUCCGUGUCUCCAAAGUCAUGCUGAGGAACGUUGAUGACUUCACUGGACCCAGAGAGCGUAGUGAUCUGGGUUUCAUCACAUUUGACCUCUCGGCUGAUAUCCUUUACAUAUCUGUCCAAUAUUUGACUGGAAUGUUAAACAGCUCUUUCUCUAUUUGUCUGCCGAGUACACCACAAAAAGCAAUCAGAACGAUGGAGUCUCCAGCACCCUCUCCAAGGGCUCCAAAAAUGUCUUUGAACCAGGUGGUGCUGUGGGAUAAGAUUGUUCUCCGAGGUGAAAACAACAAACUGAACCUCAGAAACACAAAAUCAAAAUACUUCUUCUUUGAUGAUGGAAACGGUCUCAGGGCCAACAAGAACAUCACUCUGACGCUGUCAUGGAAUGUUGUUCCCAACGCUGGAAUACUGCCACUUGUAGCUGGGAGUGGAUACACCAGCCUUCCCUUUCCUGAAAAAUAUGAGACUCCUAAGAGCUAUUAGAGUGAAAGAGAAUUUGUAUUUCAGAAUUUACAACACAUUUCACACACAUGUGGGUUUUACUAGAGAAAUACAGAAACUGUAACAAAUUUAAGUUUUGGUUUUAAAAAAGAAAACAUUGUUUUGAACAUUAAACACCUUUGUGCAUGUAUGACAAAAAUAAUAAGAAAGCAAUCUUG
Syngnathoides biaculeatus (alligator pipefish) is the source of this 901-nucleotide messenger RNA. It is a transcript of the gene spcs3, whose product is annotated as signal peptidase complex subunit 3. The coding region runs from base 126 to 725 and encodes 199 amino acids. The transcript has 6 exons. Gene Ontology annotation, cellular component: membrane; signal peptidase complex. Lineage: Eukaryota; Metazoa; Chordata; Actinopteri; Syngnathiformes; Syngnathidae. The record is from RefSeq and is a predicted model, not a curated record. Gene Ontology annotation, biological process: protein targeting to ER.